GGAGAGAAUAAGUAAAAACAAAGUUUCAGCUUUAAAUUGUAUAUAAAUGAAGCGCUGAUCGCUGCUUUAUUCAAAUGCAUUAAGUUACUCUAACGAUACGUGCAAAAUAAAAUGGCAAAAUCACUUGGUUUAGUGUUUCUGUGCGUUUAUUUAUCGCUACAGCUCGUUGCAGCCUUUCCCUAUCAAAAUUCUUUGAAUAGCGUCGGGGAAGAUGACUUGAAACUCAGUGGAAUACAACACAGCAAAGCCAUCAAAUCAGUGGAGGAUGACUUUCGUAAAUCGCUACAGCCCGUUUUGGCCAGUACGCUCGACAUACUAGAAGAACAUUCCAAUACACUCAUAUUGGAGUCGGCCAACUUUCUGGAUGAUCUACUAGUCGAACUAAACACACUACCCGAGGACAAUGAAUACGUGCAAGAGCUUAUAACAGAACUGACAAGCCUACUGGAUCGUAUGGAGAAACUUAAUUUACACGACGAAUCAACACCGGCAUUACACGAGAAAGCGGCCGUUUUACUGGAUAUCGCCAAGGUAUAUUCAAACUUUGACCGCAUAUCGAAGCUCACUGAUGACAGUGGUGAGGAGGCGGUGCUGAAAGAAGUCUUCCAAAAAUUAGGACCAAACAGCCUCAAUGAGCGCAUUAAUAAAUCUGUACAGAGGGCGGUGGAUAAAUUCACAGCAAUAUAUGCGCCUUUCUGGAAUUCGCUAAGCGAUGUGCAAAAAGAGGAGCAUGCGAACCUGGCCGACUGGUACGAACGCUUCCAAGAUACUGCGUCGUCUCAGGCGCAAAUGAGAAGUUUCAUUGAAUUUCUAAACAUUAUACGCGAUAUAGUGAUGCCGAACGUGAAUUAAGCGAAAAUGUGAAAUUAAAAAGAAAAUAUAUUCGCAUUCCCUUUUUUUUGUAGAAUAAAGUGUACAAACAAUUUUAUUAAACCGAAUAAAUUUAUUAUUUAUUUAA
This is a messenger RNA of Zeugodacus cucurbitae (melon fly), 958 nucleotides long. RefSeq lists its product as uncharacterized. The record is from RefSeq and is a predicted model, not a curated record. The transcript has 2 exons. Lineage: Eukaryota; Metazoa; Arthropoda; Insecta; Diptera; Tephritidae. The coding region runs from base 112 to 852 and encodes 246 amino acids.